Molecule: messenger RNA, 453 nt
Organism: Ostreococcus lucimarinus CCE9901
Lineage: Eukaryota; Viridiplantae; Chlorophyta; Mamiellophyceae; Mamiellales; Bathycoccaceae
Exons: 1
Coding region: 1-453 (150 amino acids)
Biological process (GO): ribosomal small subunit biogenesis; ribosomal large subunit biogenesis
Cellular component (GO): nucleolus
Molecular function (GO): RNA binding; DNA binding
Source: RefSeq, a predicted model, not a curated record
AUGGCGUUCGGUCGGAUCACGACGGACGACGUCGCGCUCAACUCGGGGCGGAAAAAGAAGAAGGAAUCCAAGGAAGCGCUUUUGCGUAAAGUGCAAGCGCGCCAGAAGGCGAUCGACGACGCCGGUGGCGAGGAAGGCGGUGGUAAGGCGGUCGCGGAGAAAUUUGCGUGGGAGGCGGCGCUUUCGCGCGCGUCGGGUGAAAAGGUUUUAGACGACCCAAAACUCUUGCAAAAGAGCAUCAAACGCGAGGCCAGGGCGAAGAAGAAGAGCCGCGAGAAGUGGGAAGAACGCACGGCUAAGGUUAAAGAACAAAUGGACGCGGCACAAACGAAACGCAAGAGCAACAUCAAGGCUCGCAAGGACGGAAAGAUGGAGCGAAAGAUGGACAAGGCGUCGAACAAACGCAACCGUCCGGGGUUCGAGGGUCGAAGCGACGGCUUCAUCAACAAGUAG